AUGCAAAAAGUGUCUGCCGCAGAUGUUCCCUGUCGGUCAGUGGAGGUAGAAUCACACCGCGUCUUUACCAGCCGCAUGGCAUCAUCUUCUCUUUCGAGCCAGAGGGUUGUAUCGGCCUUUCCUCUUCUCACACCAGAGGAAUUCGAAUGUGCCUGUCGCGCCUUCCUGGAUCGCAUUCAUGUGUUGGGCAGCUUAGAUGGGGUGGGAUGGUCCUCGAUCCGAUUUGUACAACAGGCAACCGGUGCAGUUCUGAAGAUAUCUCGGAGCAUUCACAAUUCCAAUACGCCCUACUACGACACCCUGUCCGCAUCUGUAGAUAUUGAAGAACCGCAAGUGGAAAUUUGUGAAGAUGAUCCUGAGGCCCUCAUUCGCGCAUCCCACUCUAGCAACUGUUUACACAUAGAACAUGACGUUAUUCUCUCCCCCACAUACCAAGUCCCUGUUUUGUAUUUCACAUUACGGCGGGCCAAUCAUCCCGGGCCGUUGGGGAUAGACGAAGUCUACCAAUAUCUGGUACCAGACCAGUACAGAAAGGAACUUCAAGAUGUCGGUGUCAUGGGUGGCAUUAGUUUCGGAUACCAUCCACAAUCCGGAAUUCCGGCGUUCUUCGUUCACCCAUGCAACACCGCAGACGCUAUGAAGCAAAUCGCAGGCCAGAAGCAGGUUACGCCCGAGGCGUAUCUCGUUAUAUGGCUCGGUAUGGUUGGCAAUCGCCUCAGUCUUCACCUGCCACAUGAACUCUUUGCAAAAGAGGGCGUGCAAAAACUCCAAGGUCUAGGUUAA
Messenger RNA from Aspergillus pseudonomiae, 783 nucleotides. RefSeq names its product ATG3/ATG10 family protein. Gene Ontology annotation, biological process: protein lipidation; protein modification by small protein conjugation; macroautophagy. Bases 1 to 783 code for a protein of 260 amino acids. The transcript is spliced from 4 exons. Gene Ontology annotation, cellular component: intracellular anatomical structure. Gene Ontology annotation, molecular function: Atg12 transferase activity. NCBI's taxonomy places the organism in Eukaryota, Fungi, Ascomycota, Eurotiomycetes, Eurotiales, Aspergillaceae. The record is from RefSeq and is a predicted model, not a curated record.